Molecule: messenger RNA, 1007 nt
Organism: Setaria italica (foxtail millet)
Lineage: Eukaryota; Viridiplantae; Streptophyta; Magnoliopsida; Poales; Poaceae
Exons: 4
Coding region: 60-674 (204 amino acids)
Biological process (GO): vacuolar proton-transporting V-type ATPase complex assembly
Cellular component (GO): endomembrane system
Source: RefSeq, a predicted model, not a curated record
UGCAACGCAAGCCCAGACCAACAAGCCAAGCAGCUCUCACAGCUGCAGCCUGCACAGCCAUGGCGACGACCACCGCCGCGCCGGGCCUCGCCGUCGCCGCAACCGAUCCCGUCCGCUCCUUCCUCUCCUCCACCGCCGCCUCGGGAGACCUCGACGCCGACCUCCGGGAGCUCGCGUCCGCGCUCUCCUCGGAGCCCGACGUCCCCUACCGCUCCCUCCGCGCCAUCUGGUGCGCCGCCUCGCCAGACGCCCGCCCGCCCCUCCGAAGCCUCCUCCGGGGCGCCGAAUUCGUUCUUCCCAGCCCCAAGCCUCGCGAGAAGAGCGAUGAGCUCAAGGCUAGGCUGGAGAAGCUCCGGGAGAUGCAGGAGAGGAAGGAGUACGCCGAGCUCGUCAGGGACGUCGCGCCGCCCAGCAGGGACGACAGCCCCGAGCCCUUCUCAUCCUACAAGGAUCAGAUCGGAUUCGGUCUGCAUGUUGUUGUUAUAAUGUUUACAGGUUAUUUGGUUGGAUUUGCCAUGUUCAAAGCUCUGUUCAACAAUAGCCCUGUACUGAAUGCUGCUGGAGGUAUCUUAGGAGUAGUCGGUGGCAUGCUGGUGGAGACCGUCCUUUUCAUCAUCAGAUCAUCAAGUAAAGAGUUGGCGUCCUCUGUUCCAAAAUCAAAGAAAGUUCAGUAGGCACUUGAAGUGCCCUGGUUAGUUGGUGGGGGAAUGGUGAUAGGCCUUACCUUCUGAAGCUUAUGGAGCAUUUGUUUGAGUUCAAAAGAUGCAAGUUCUGGAAUAGAUGCAGUUGACAUCCCGUUUGAGUUUGUAUAAGAAGGAAUAGGACAGAGGGAUGCAAUUUAGUGAUCUAGUAGUUUGUACCUCGCCCAGUGACUGGCGCGCUAAUCAUUGAAGAGCAUGCUCCUAUGUUGCAUCUGCAUAUAUGUAAAUGUAAAAACUACAUACAGGAGUCUGGUAUGUUUGAUUAUAUGAUUGAAGAGUAUAUUGGAUCAUUAUUUUUUAGUUACA